GGCGUUAAUAGUGUUUUGUUUCUCGCGCUAACCGCAAACGCGACGUAAGGACUCGACGUAGUGUAGUGCCCUGGAACCUGGAAAUGGAUCGCAGCUGAUGCGUUGCGUAGUGGUGGUGGCGUGAAGUUGAAGUGAAGUUAAGCAACUGAGCAAGUUUGUUGUGUUGAUCCUGACGGUGAUCCCCUGACGUGAAGUCAGACAGCAGACCGAAGAUCGUACGCACAGGACGCUGUACGAUGUGCAACCGCCAGUCGACGGAACGGAUUGAACGGAGGCAAACGCGGGCAAAUGGCGGCCGCGAUGUACGUACAGUGACCGCGACGAACGGCAGGAACGACCGGGACCGGGAAAGAGACUGAUAAGCAGGUCCCUAGGUGUGUGUGUGUGUGUGUGUGUGUCUGGGUGCCUAGGAAUGCCUAGAAUGCCCCUGGUCUCACUGACGGCGGCGACCAUCGUAAUGGCAGCACUGCCAACGCAGAAACCUCGCAUCGGAUUCAGCAUCGAAUCCAUCGUCGGCAGCCAGAGCCCCGGACCGCGACCGAAACCGAAACCGGACCGGAACCGGACACCUCCACCCACCACUGGUGGUGGUGGCGUGCUUCUGGUCGCCCACAGGACACCAGGACUGACCACGCCGAGCGAGACUUCCGAACGAGCGCCACUCGGGAGUCCCGGGAGCGACUCCAGUAGUUACCAACCGGCCACCAUCACCACCACCACCGGGGUCUACCAUCGCGAGGAUGGAGACUCGCGGAGUCACCGGGGACAGCACCUCUUCUUACCUCAGUACACGACGCCGGGACCGGAUGGUCGGCGUGUUGGUUCCGCGACACCACCGCUCGAGCUGAGUGUUAACCGUGGCCACCACCACCAGCAGCAGCAGCAACCGGCGCUCGAACUGACCAGCAACUCCAGUCGCAGCAGUCCAAGGCCGGCGUCCCAGACGUGCCUUUCGCCGGAUUCGGACUCCCGGGCUCAGCGAUCACCUCGCAGUUCUCCGCCCAUCACGCCACCACCGGUGGCCACCCGAACCGGGCCGAUCCUGGUGCCCGGUAUACCGGCCGGUCUGGUCGGCAGACCGGGUUUCCCGAUCGGUCACGCGGGAUCGUUGGAUCUCAAAUCACUGCCCGGGUUUCAGCAUCACCAUCAGCAGCAGCAGCAACAGCAACAACACUUUCUUGCGGCCGCUCAGUUCCAGGCGGCUGCCGCCCUGGCGCACGUACAGGCGCAAGCAGCUGGCGCAGGACAUGUUGGCGCUGGCCCUGUGCACGGUCAUCAUGGGGUGGUGCGCGAUAGCUAUCCGCUCUAUCCGUGGUUGCUGAGCCGCCACGGCCGUAACGUGUUCCCGCCACGCUUCCCCGGAAAUUACUUGUUACCGUUCCGCAAACCGAAACGUGUCCGGACCGCGUUCUCACCCUCGCAGCUGCUGAAGCUGGAGCACGCCUUCGAGAGCAACCACUAUGUGGUCGGUGCGGAAAGGAAAUCGUUGGCGCAGGCGCUCGGUCUCACCGAAACACAGGUCAAAGUAUGGUUCCAGAAUCGGCGCACGAAGCAUAAACGGAUGCAGCAGGAAGAGGACGCUAAAUCGGGUGAGGCCGGUGGAGGUGGCAGUGGAGCGGAUGGACGCCGGACACCGGACAGUGCGACCGGGAACUACGAGGAAGACGACCAGGAAGACGACGAGGAUGAGCUGAUCGAUAUGGAGAUGGAUGAUGAUGCUGAUGAUGGUUGUGGUAGUGAUGAUGAGCCAGGACGAAGGACGAAUUGGAGGGGUGAGGACAAAUGAUGGCGGGCGCCGGUAGCUGAUUAGAUGGGUAUACGGGAUUAGAUUAAAUGGGAGGAUGAUGAAGUUCCUUUCGAAGAGAUG
Messenger RNA from Anopheles darlingi, 1867 nucleotides. Its product is annotated as homeotic protein empty spiracles-like. The transcript is spliced from 5 exons. Gene Ontology annotation, biological process: regulation of DNA-templated transcription; brain development; central nervous system development. The coding region runs from base 413 to 1786 and encodes 457 amino acids. Gene Ontology annotation, molecular function: DNA binding; DNA-binding transcription factor activity, RNA polymerase II-specific. Lineage: Eukaryota; Metazoa; Arthropoda; Insecta; Diptera; Culicidae. The record is from RefSeq and is a predicted model, not a curated record.